Molecule: messenger RNA, 471 nt
Organism: Urocitellus parryii (Arctic ground squirrel)
Lineage: Eukaryota; Metazoa; Chordata; Mammalia; Rodentia; Sciuridae
Product: ubiquitin-like protein ATG12
Biological process (GO): autophagosome maturation; protein lipidation involved in autophagosome assembly; glycophagy
Cellular component (GO): cytoplasm; Atg12-Atg5-Atg16 complex; autophagosome membrane
Molecular function (GO): Atg8-family ligase activity
Source: RefSeq, a predicted model, not a curated record
UCUCGCUUUCCACCGUGCAAUAUGGCGGAGGAGCCUGAGUCGGUGUUGCAACUCCCUUCAACUGCUGCUGCUGGUGGUGAAGGACUUAUGGAUGUCUCCCCAGAAACAGCCACUCCAGAGACCCCAUCUUCUGCUGCAGUCUCCCCGGGGACAGAGGAGCCUUCAGGCAACAACAAGAAAAAAAUUGACAUCCUACUGAAGGCUGUGGGAGACACCCCUAUAAUGAAAACAAAGAAGUGGGCUGUAGAGCAAACCCGAACCAUCCAAGGACUCAUUGACUUCAUCAAGAAGUUCCUUAAACUUGUGGCCUGGGAACAGUUGUUUAUUUAUGUGAAUCAGUCCUUUGCUCCUUCCCCAGACCAGGAAGUCGGGACCCUCUAUGAGUGUUUUGGCAGUGAUGGUAAACUGGUCCUGCAUUACUGCAAAUCUCAGGCCUGGGGAUGAGUCACAGAGAAAAACAGCUUGCUACUC